AAAAGAGUGUGCUUUUAGUUAUUUUUAUUUUAUAGAAGUACACUUUGAAUUAAUCAUAGAAUUCAUGAACAAUACAUUUUGGUUAUGAAAGCUAGCAAUUUCUGAUCUAUUUAACAAAUAUUGCGUAUUUUCAAGAAGCGUGCAUAGUACAUUAGUUUGUAAAAGUACAUAACAAUGGCAGACUUAACAUCUGAUGAGGCCAUGACAAUUGAUCACUUUCGAGAUGAAUUGAGGGAUAAAAUUAAUGUAUCCAGAAAGCAAAGGAGAGAUGCUUCUGUAAAUAAAAAUCGCCCUGCUCUUGGGCACGUUUGCGACAGGAAUGAACUUACAGAAGAGUUUGUUACAACUGCAGCCAAGAGUCUUAAAAAGAAAGCACUGAGCAUCACGGAAUACAACAAACUACAAAAUGCCUUGAUACAGAGUGAAAACCACAUAAAUGCUUUUUUAAAAGUUAAUAAUGCUAUACACGGCUUAAUUCGAGACCUAUCAAGUGUGUCUAGUCAUCUAAAACUGUCAGCUGCCAACUGUUGUUGUAAUUUAGCAUUAGGUAAUUCAAAAGCUUGCUUUACACUCUGUAAAUUUGCAGCUCCUUAUCUGAUUGCUGACCUCGAAAGCACGAGUCCUCCAUUGAUUGAAGUAUGUGCUUGGACAAUUGGAAAUUUAGUUUGUGGAUCUGACAAGACAUUUCCUAUACUGCUAGCACAAGGUUGCAUGAAAUCAUUGAUAAAUCUUGCUCAAAAUUGUUCAGAUGAACUUUUACAAGCUGUAAGUUAUGCUUGUGUUCGAUUUAUUCAUAAAGGAGUCAAUGUGAUCGAUAGGUCAGAAAUCAACAAUCUUUCAAUGAUAGUAUCACAUCGAUGUCCAACAGUUUCUAAUAUUGAUACAAUGUGGCUACUGGCAACACUAUCAUCAAUACCGGAAUGCUCUGACAGUUUGAUGAAGUGUACAUUGAGAUUAUGCGAUUACUUACAGGAUACUGUUGUCACCGAAAACGAUAGCAUCGAAAGGGUUUCAGCAGCUAUCAGAACUAUAAGUAACAUGGUGUCUGAAACAUCAGGUGAAGUAGCUAAUUAUUUAUUGAAGGGUGAUAAUGAAAAACACUGCACUUUCCUUGGUAAAUUGUUGUAUCAUCAGUAUAUUCAUAUAAGACAAGAAACGCUAUGGCUCUUAGGCAAUCUCUGCAACCAUCAUUUAGUUUCUGUUCAGCAACUGGUAGAACCAAUUGUUAUCUCACUGCCAUCCUUGAAGUUUGCAGUCAGUUCACUGAAUACAAUUAGUUAAAAAAACAAAAACAAAACAACUACCAUGUUCAACAUGUUCAAUAGGAACGAAUUUUUUUAUGUUGUUGUCAUUGGCCGCCGCAUCUUCUUCUAUACAAUUUGGUUGCGCAAUGUUGAAGUAUAU
Molecule: messenger RNA, 1404 nt
Organism: Copidosoma floridanum
Lineage: Eukaryota; Metazoa; Arthropoda; Insecta; Hymenoptera; Encyrtidae
Source: RefSeq, a predicted model, not a curated record